CGUGAACUGACCGUCAACGGCAAGAUGUGUUAUCGCUGUUAUCGGGACCCUGAGCUCCACUGAGGCGAGGCGAGCCAGUAAGCAGCCACUCGCUAGUACGCCUCCAUUCCUUCAUCCAGCCAGUGACCGUUCAUUCUGAGCAGGCAGCACAACGAUGCCUCUUGCUAGUCUCGGCCGGGCGUUCCUGACGCUGUUGCUGCUGUUAGUGGCUGCUGUCCCUGUCCGCCUCACCCAAGAGCACGCCCCUGAGGCGGCCCAUGUCGUCCCUGAGGAGGAGCUAAGUGAAGAGGCCAAGAUCCAGAUUGGUACGCAAAAAGUGAUGCAGGCAGUAGGCAAGUUACUGGGGGACUACAACAGCGGGCCACUGUCGGGUUUGCCUACCAUCAACAUCAACAGUGACAAAAUAAGUGUCAGUAUAAGCCUGGCCAACAUCUAUCUGCAAGGACUUAGUGACAUGGAACUGUUGGAAGCAGGUGCCUUUUCAGGGUCAAGAAAGAAUAAAACUGCGCAUGGUACUGUGAUGUUUAACAAGAUUAGUCUCCUUGUUGGGACCUACUCAUCCACUGGCCACAUCAACAACCUCCCAUUCAAUGGAGAGGGACCUAUGUACAUCCACCUGCAUAAUUUCUCCAUUUCCUUCUCUAUCAAAUGGCACUUCAAAAACUUUAUCAUCCCAUGUGUCGAGUAUAACACCAGCCACCUGACCCUUGACCUUCUGCGCAUGGAGACUCACUUUGAGAACUUGAAUACAAAUGAAGGCGCUGAUCUCGGUCAACUGGUGGACAUUGUUGUCCCUUCCUUUGGACAAGACAUUGUUAAACAACUUGAGGUCCUCCUCUCCACUACAUACUAUGAAAAGCUGGACACCAUCCUUGUUGGAUACAUCAACACAAUCACAAAGUGCACCAAAGGGACACGAGAGGAUAUUCUGAAUACUGCCCAACUUAUGGAGAUGACCCAUGAUAUUAUCAAAGACUUGAUACCUUGAUCAAAGAAGAGCAUCUCCAUCACUGAACCUUCCAAAGAUGUGCUAUGUAUGCAUGUAUUUGUAUGUGAUUCAUUUAGUGCUUAGUUUAUUUGUAAUGUAGUAUACAAUUAAUUGUAUGUUAAUGUCAAUCCACAGCAUCUAAAUGGAGUAUGUACAAAUUAAUGCUAUCCUGAUGAGAUGUAUAUAGGUGUUUGAUGCAUAGCUUAUGUACAAGUGUAGUUUUCUUAAACAUUAUUCUAUUCGCUUAUGUACAAGUGUAGUUUUCUUAAACAUUAUUUUAUUCAAGUUUUCAGGUUGGACUGUAUAACAAAUGAAAACUGCAGAAUGUUGCAUUUGGCUCUUCACUCAUUUCUUUUUUUUACUUGUCCACCUCAACAAAACUUCCAAUUUCAACUCUUGUGUCUGGCCUGCCUUUUGUUACUAUCCCUGGGCUGACAUUGCUAUGCUACUUGCUCAACUGGUUUCUACAACAUGAUCUGCUCAGUCCAUUUUAUUUUUCAAAAUCACCAACUUUGGCCUGUUUGAAUGAAGAAAAAGGUUUUGUAAAUUACAGUAUAGUGUAAUCACAAAGCUGAGAAUAAACCCCUUUCCACAUGACAGGGCA
Messenger RNA from Scylla paramamosain (green mud crab), 1592 nucleotides. RefSeq lists its product as uncharacterized. The transcript has 6 exons. The record is from RefSeq and is a predicted model, not a curated record. Lineage: Eukaryota; Metazoa; Arthropoda; Malacostraca; Decapoda; Portunidae. The coding region runs from base 155 to 988 and encodes 277 amino acids.